Danio aesculapii is the source of this 9121-nucleotide messenger RNA. RefSeq names its product microtubule actin crosslinking factor 1b (gene macf1b). The transcript has 40 exons. The coding region runs from base 520 to 6780 and encodes 2086 amino acids. The record is from RefSeq and is a predicted model, not a curated record. Gene Ontology annotation, molecular function: microtubule binding; calcium ion binding; structural molecule activity. Gene Ontology annotation, cellular component: focal adhesion; hemidesmosome; membrane. Gene Ontology annotation, biological process: wound healing; cytoplasmic microtubule organization; intermediate filament cytoskeleton organization. Lineage: Eukaryota; Metazoa; Chordata; Actinopteri; Cypriniformes; Danionidae.
UAUGUGUGGAUUUGUUAGUAAGCGAGGGUCCUGUUUGAGCAAGUGAAUGCGAAGGUUUUGGCAUGUUUAUACAUCAGGCCCCUGUGGAACUCAAGGCCUCUGUGAGGAUGCUGGGAGAAGACAGGUUUUUUUGUUCUGCUGUUUGAAUGAUGACGGAGGAACUUGUGUAAUUGUUGGGUUAGCCGUUUUUGUCCUCUUCUGUGCACACGGGGUAAGUAAGGCACCAGUGAGAACUCAACGGCCACAACCGCCAGCCUUUUGGAUUCAUUCAAACUUUCUCACUGAAACCAGCAGCUGCUUUUGGACGCAGGGAAAACAGUGAUGCUGUCCGAGGCACUUGAUUUUCACUGAAGGGGAUUUUUGGCAGUGUUUUGGGUUGGGAUUGAAUCCCCUUGCAAGGAUUUUUGGAUGUAAUUAGUUCGUUUGCCACUGACUGUGACUGCUACUAUCGUCGUUGUAGUUUAGGUGAUGUCUGUAUGCAUGGCAAAGAGACCCGGUUAUCCCGUGGGUUGAAGAAUCAUGGGUAACCUCAUUAGCAGACCUAGCUGUUUAGGACAAAAGUCUAAACAAGUUAAGUCAGAUGAGAACGUCCUGAAAGAGUGCUACCAGCAACACAAGGAAUGGACAAUCCCGGAGCCUUCUCGAGAAGAGACCAAAAAAGAGGACGAGGUUAUCCGGCAAACUCCCACACCGGACAAACAGAGGAGUUCCCCUGCCCCGACCGUCACCACUACCAGCACUCUGGACAAUGCCUGGAGAAGCACUCCGUCUCCUGUUAAGACUCCACACAAUGGGUCUUUGCCAAGAAAGUCAAGUAUUCCGGAGUACAGAAGAUCCCCCCUGAGCCAGUAUGGAUCUGUGGACAGGAGAGCCAGCCUGCAGAGAAGGGAUUCUGGGAGUCCCUGGUCCUGGAAGCCUCUGAACACUCGAGAGGUUACAGAGGUGACAGAGGUGACGGAGACUAUUGUGACAGAGAUUGUGGAGGUCACAGAGUAUCCUCCUGCUGGGAAAGGAGGUGAUCCUAUUGUCACCAGAACUGUUAGAGUGCUCACCGGAGCAGCUGAGGAACUUGCAGAGCUGCAGAGUGAUGGCCAGUCAAGUUCAGACCAGGAAUCAAGUCUAGAUCUAUGGAAGGAUGGAAGAAGCGCUUUGGCUUUGAAAGAUUCAUUCAAGGAUCCGAAGGCAUUCCAGGAAAAUCUGGAAACGCUGAUGACUUGGGUCUGUGAGAUCGAGGAGCUGACAGCCAAUCAAAAACCACCAUCUUCAGAGUUCAAGGUGGUGAAAGCACAGCUACAAGAGCAGAAGCUUUUACAGCGUCUGCUUGAGGACAGGAGAGCCAGUAUGGAGAGGAUGAUACAGGAGGGUCCACAACUGGCAGAAGAGCUUCAGGGAAAUGACAGUGAAAAGACCAAAGUGCAGCUCGCACAGCUUAAACUCAAGUGGCAGUCUCUGCUUCAGGGUGCCACCAGCAGACACAGGAUUCUGGAGGUUAUUCUGCCAAUGGCUCAGCUAUUCCAGGAGAGGACAGACCGACUUCAGCAAUGGCUCAUAUCUGUGGAUCAGGAUUUAGCUGAGCUCCGUUCUGCAGAGAGAGCCAUGCUUCAUCUGCAAGAGGCCACUGGACAAGCCAAGGCAGUCAUGGAAGAAAUAAAAGCAAAGAGUGCUGACCUGGGCAAACUCCAACAGUGUGCUCACGACCUUAUGGAAAAGAUUUCAGAGGAGGAAACCCAACUGGUGCAGGAGCGGGUGGACAGUCUGCGUAUCCGCUACUCUGUGAUGAGUCUGGGCAGUGCUGAUGUCCUGCAGAGGUUAGAGCAGGCUCUAGAGGCGUCCAGUCGAUGCACCUCCAGUCAGGAAGACCUGCAUCUGUGGCUGGGGCGUAUCGAGAGAGAGCUGCUGGUUCCUGCGGCCCAGAGUCAGACAGGGGACGCAGUAUUGUGUUCCUCUGAGAGGCAAAAGUUGGACCAGGCUGUUGAGAAAGAGUUGGCCUGGUUUAAAGAAACCUCACUGGCACUGGAAGAGCUCAGGACCAUUAAUCUUCACCCAGACGUCAUUGUAUCCCAGCUCAAUAAGCAGAAAAAUCUUGCUGUGGAGAUUUUGCAGCACAAGUUCAACAUCGAGAAAAUGGCCAAGAUCUUGGAACUCCUGCAGACGUACACCGAGGAUGAGGAGACAUUGAGACUCCAGUCUUCGCUGGACACUUUACAGGAGCAGUGUCAGGUCACUACUGCCACCAAUGCCCACGUGGUCCUUCAGCUGGAGCAUGCUCAGUCCCUCCUGUCUCAGUUCUCCGAGGGCUACGCUGAGGUGUUACCAUGGUUACAGGAAACUAAAGCCCUUGUUGGUCAGUUUACUCUGAAUACCAUCAGCUAUGAGGCCUUUCGAGAACAACAGGACCUUUUACAGGGCGCCAGGGAGUCCAUAGCAGAGCAUAAGCCUCUGAUAGCCCGGCUGAUCAUGCUGGCGCAGCGUUUAUCAGACCUAAAUGCGGUUCAGGGACAGGAGUUCUGCCUGAAAGCCCGAGACACUGAAGAGCAGCACCUGGCCAUCAGAGAGCGGGUUCGAGAAGCAGCUGCAGUGCUGGAGGAGUCUCUACCGCGCUACACACAGCUGAAUGAGAGAAUGACUGUGAUUGGUGAAAGACUGGAGCGUCUGUGCAGCCACCUGCAGGCCUCGUCUGCGCUUCAAGGCCUCACGCCACGCAUUCAGGAGCAGCUGCAGGACAACAAACACACACUGACAGAGCUCUCCAAACUGGAUCUGGACCUCAGCAGUGCACAAACACAGGCUCAGGAGCUCCUGUCCAGUGCAGGGGCUGUCGGGGGCACUUCCAUAGGCACAGCUAUUCAGGAGCGAGUCUGCUGUUUGACAAGCCGCUGGGAGGAGGCUCAAAAACAGACUCGGGAGAGGGAGAAGUGGUUGCUCAACCUGCUGGAUCUGGCAGUAAGAUUCUGGAACGACGUGAGCGACGUCACGGCUGGUCUGAAUGAUGCUCAACAAGCCGUUCUGGACCUCAACUCCAAUCGAUCAGAUUCAGAAACCAUUCGGCAGAGCUUGGAGACCAUGCAGACACUCAGGGAGGACAUUGAUGCUCUGCAAGGUGACCUGGAAACACUGGGAAUUCUGGGAAUGGAACUUAUGUCAGCUUGUGGUGACACUGACAAACCGGAGGUCACCAAGUGUUUGGAUGAGCUUUAUGGCACAUGGAACAAUCUCAGUAAAAUCUGGACAGAGUGCAACAGUAAACUAGAAGAAUGUUUGCGAAUGGCACUCCAUUACCAGGACAGCAUGCAGGGACUCUUCCAGUGGCUAAAGUCUGCUGAGUUGAAAUCCACCGAGGAGUUCUCAGUGGGAUCUGACCUGGGAUCAGUUAAAGAGCAGCUGUGUGACCUGAAGAAAUUUAAGCGAGAGCUCUAUCAGAAGAAGAUCGAGAUCGAAAGUUUAAACCAUCGCUUCGUGUGUCGCCUUCCUCCGGGCACUGAGCGGCCGGGGUCUGUUUCUCCACUGUGUGACUUCAGGCAGAGAUGGGACAGCCUGGAGUCAGAGACUGUCAGUAGACAGCACCAGCUGGAGUGUGCGCUGCUGGGUUUGGGUCAGUUCCAGAACACCCUCGAUGAGCUGCACGCCUGGCUCUCACACACAGCUGACCUACUGCAGGCCUCUCAGCCAAUCAGCAUCGACCUGCAGACCUGUGAAAUAGAGCUAGCCAAACACAAGGUUCUGAGGAAUGACGUGAUGUCCCAUGUGCACACGGUGGACUCUCUGAACCGGGCCGGCAGGAGUCUGAUGGAGUCUGGAGCGGGAGACAUGUCACAUGUCCUGCAGACUCGUCUGGAGCAACUGAAUGAACGCUGGGAAUUUGUGCGCUGUGAAACCGAGCGCAGGCAGCUCGAGCUGGAAAACAACCUCAGUCAGGUUCAGGAUGUCAGCAUGGAGAUCCAGGAUCUUCUGCAGUGGCUGGAGCACACAGACCUUAGGCUGUCCUCUAGUAAGGCGGUGUGGGGGAUGCCGGACUCAUCUAGCGAGAGACUAAACGCUCACCUGGAGCUGUGCAAUGAGAUGGACUCGAAAAUGCACGCCUACACAAACGUUCGCUCCGCCAUCCACAGGAUGCUGGAGGCCAGUGAAGUGGCCCGCGGCUCCAGCACCGAACACAGCUUAUGCAUACUGGAGCAGAAGUGGAGCGCCGUCUACGCUAAAAUGCAGGAGCGAAAGGCAAAGUUAACUGAGGGUCUUGGUCUUGCGAAGGAGUUCAACAGUAACGUCCAGGACCUGCUGACUAAAAUGGGCAAGUGUGAGGAGACCAUAAACACACUGAGCGCUCCCAGCUUCAUCCUGGACACCAUCUGUUCACAGCUGCAGGAGCACAGGGUGCUUGUGGGUGAGGUUCAGUCUUACGGAGACAGGAAGUCGAGUGUGGAAACUGCAGCCACUCGUCUGUCAGAGCUCAGCAGGAAAGAGGAUUGUGAUGUCAUACAGAACCUGAUCAUGACCAUUCAGGACCGAUUCAAGAAACUCCUGCAGCACACCACAGAGAGAGGCAAAACACUGGAGGAGGCAAAGAGACUCGCUAAACAGUUCAGUGAAUCGUGGCACUUACUGGUGGACUGGAUGACGGAGGUGGAACAGACACUGGACACACAUAAAGAGAUCGCUGUUUCACAGGAGGAGAUCAAACAGCAGCUGACUGAACAGAAGGAGUUCCAGAAACUCCUGCGCUCGAAGCGGCCCAUGUAUGAAGCGUGUCUGAAGAGUGGCCGCUCGCUCCAUGAGAAAGCCCAGAGUCCUGCAGACACGCAGCAGCUGGAGAACAUGGUGUCGGAGCUCAGGGACUCAUGGGACACCAUCAGCGGAAAAUCCAGCGAGAGACAACACAAGCUGGAGGAGGCGCUGCUGUUUUCAGGCAGAUUCACUGACGCUCUGCAGGCUCUCAGUGAUUGGCUGUUCAGAGCGGAGCCACAGCUGGCUGAAGACGUGCCUGUCUGCGGAGAGAAAGACCUGGUCAACAACCUCAUCGACAAACACAAGGUGUUCCAGCGGGAGCUCGGGAAGCGGGCCAGUUGUAUCCGCACACUGAAGCGCUCUGUGCGGGAUCUGACGCGCAGCAGCACUGCCGAUGCUCACUGGCUGCAGGAGCAGAUGGAGGAGCUGGAGAGCCGCUGGGAGGCCGUGUGUAAACUCUCUGUGUCCAGACAGGCCCGACUCGAAGCCGCACUGCAACAGGCGGAGGAGUUUGAUAGUGUGGUCCACUCCUUUCUGGAUCAGCUGUCGGAAGUGGAGCGGGUGCUGAAGUACGGAGUGCUGCCGGAGGAAGAAGAGGCUCUUCUGGCGUUUCGCACAUGUCAUCAGGAGUCGUUGAGUUCACUGAACGCCCAGCAGGAGGAGCUGGAGAACAUCCGCAGUCUUGGUGAGGAGAUCCUGCGCUGCUGCCACCCGGAUUCCAUCAUCACCAUCAAAUCAUGGAUUAGCAUCACCAACACUCGCUAUGAGGAGGUGCAGACAUGGGCAAGGCAGCAGGCCGAGAGGAUCCAGAUCUCACUGACAGCUCUACAGGGCGAGAGGGAGCAGAUUCAGAGGAUUCUGGACUGGAUCUGCACCGCUGAAGACUCUCUCAGUCUGAAAGAGCAGGAGCCGCUGCCUGAAGAUCUGGAGCUCACAGCAGAGCUCAUCAUGCAACACACGGAUUUUAUGGAUGAGAUGAAAGCCAAGCUACCAGAGGUUGAGAAUGCCACAAAAUCCUGUAAACACAAGCUGGUCCCCAAACAGCAGGUUUCGCCCAGCCGCAGACCAGCAACGAAGAGAAGAGGAGCAGCGAAGCCUCCACCAUCUGUCCCCGUUCCUCUGGAGAAACUGGACCCUCAGACCCCCAUCAUGUGUCGCCUGGUGAAAGACUGGAGGAAACUCUGGCUUCAAGCUCACGGCAGACAAAGCAGGCUGGAGGAGCAUCUGCAGCGGCUCAGAGAAAUGGAGGAGUUUGCUAAUUUCGACUUCAACAUCUGGAGGAAAAGAUACAUGCAGUGGAUCAGUCACCUUAAAUCCCGAAUUCUGGAUGUUUUCCGGAGCAUCGACCGAGAUCAGGAUGGCAGGAUCACUCAUAAGGAGUUCAUCGACAGUGUUCUGGCCUCCAAAUUUCCUACUAAUGCGCUGGAAAUGGCUGCGGUUGCCAACAUAUUUGAUGGUAACGGAGACGGAUUCAUUGACUAUUAUGAGUUUGUGAGUGCGCUUCACCCCAGCAGAGACCCUUACAGGAGGACAGUAGAUAUAGACCAGAUCAACGAGGAGGUGAGUCGUCAGGUCUCUCAAUGCAACUGUCCAAAGAGAUUUCAAGUUGAGCAAAUAAGUGCAAACCGCUACAGGUUUGGAGACUCUCAGCAGCUGCGGAUGGUCCGGAUUCUCAGAAGCACUCUGAUGGUUCGGGUCGGUGGAGGAUGGACGGCAUUAGAUGAGUUUCUGGUGAAGAACGACCCCUGUAGAGUAAAGGGGCGCACAAACCUGAAGAUCAAGGAGAAGUAUCUGUCUCGAGACGCCUUCGAGACGUCGGGUCGCAGAGGCAGCGCUAAAGGACUGACAGUCAGCAGAUCAAACUCCAGCCUGAGUUUAUACAGCAGUGCUUCAGCUCCCAGCAGCCCUCUGACACGCAAGGCGUUGCUGCGCAGGAGUUUCUCUGGCGAGAGGUGUGUUCGGCCCAGGAGCUCCAUUGCUGCUUUAGGAAGUGACCAUUUCUGUGCUGACAUCGACUCGCCUUCACCUACAGAAGAAGCAGAAAGACCACCAACAUGACCACAUCUCAUCCCGAACCAUGAGCUCAAUCAUACAGACAGAUGUUCAUUACUGUACCGACGCACAGGAUGGACCGAAAAAGACCCGCCGCAGGCCUCAGAUCAGUGGCCACACCAGGACGAGUCUGAGUUUACCGUCAUAACGCUCAUUUUCUUACCUCCACAGAUGUUGUUUGUACAGAACCGACUGGAUUUGAGUCCUGCUUUGAGUGUAAAUUUGAGAGCGCUGGAUGUCCUGCAUGGGUUUGAGCCGCACGAUUCCUGUAGAUUACAACAGCAAUAGAUUAUUUAGUGCUUUACUCAAUAUAUAUAUGCAUAUUAUUCGCUGUAGAUGCACACUUUUUUCAAAACACUGCCUUCUUAUGAGUUUCACCCCAGCGGUAGUGAUGCGAGAUACUGUACAAGCCAAAAACAAUGUUGAUUUGUGGUUUAGGCUUUAUGAUAAUUCUGUUUUUAUUGUUCUGCGUAACUGUGGUUAUUAUAUCCUCAGGUUCGAAGUGCUAGAAUACUGUAUAUCAGGGUAUUAAAUGGACGGUUCGCCUAAAUGAAAGUUCACUCAUUUUAUAGUUUCUUUGUCAUUGACUUUCAUAGUAUUUGUUUUUAUUAGGCUGUAAAAUAUAUCACAAAUAGUUCACAAAAUGUGUAUUUUGUCAUUCAUUUAUGAAUGCUUUUGAAUUGCAUUAUGGGACGUUGAUUUUCCCUCUAAUAACCUUUGAUGUUCAAAGUUAGAAAAACAGAUUUUUAUUAACAUUUUUAAUAGUUUGAUGUGAUGUAUCGUCUUCACGGUUCAAAAACCUGGAAAUAAACUGUUAAUACAAUUAUUUCUUAUGCAAUAUAUUGUUUCAAACUACUUAAAUGUUAAUUCAAGAGUUCACACUUAGCUCACGAUUUAUACAUAGCUUGUUUGGCGUGCUGUCCCGGGAGAGAGCCCAGGGCUCCCUCCUUUCACAGGGCGAGGGGAGACUGAGCUCAGGUCGAUCUGAAACUCCCCCGCUGCUGAGGCCAAGGUAAACUUCCUGAGAGUAAGACAUUAGAAAAAGAUUUAGGCUUAUUUUAUCAAUAAUAUAGAGCACAUUUGCAUGGUGGGAGGAAACCAGGGAACCCGGGGGAAACCCACAUGGAGAACAUGCAAACUCCGCACAGAAACACCAGAUUUCCUAGUGAAGACCCAACGCCAUUGGUAUUCUUGCUGUGAGGCAAACGUGCUAGUCAUUAGGCCACCGUGCCGCCCAUUCUUGAUAAAGGUGGAAGAAGGGGAGGAGGGGGGUUUCUUCCAGACGAAGAUAGUUGUAGAGAGGAAAUGAGGAUAUAUAUAGUGACUUGGGAUCCUUUGAUUGGAGGAUCAUGAUUAGCUAAUGUGGACCAGCUGGGUCAAUCAUGAGCACAUGCUCCUCUCGAAAUUAGUUUAACAUUUAAACUUCACUAAGAAGUCACUUUGUUUACCUGCAGAGUGGAUUUUUCAACAUCUAAAGUCGACAGAGCAGAGAUCAACAUCCCAUAAUGCAAUUUAUAACUGUAAAUAACCUGAAAAGAUAAACAUGGAACCUGUUCAUUUAAGGGAUAUUUUUACAGUGGACUAUGGAAGUCAAUGGUUGCAGGUCCAACAUUCUUCAAAAUAUCUUCUUUUUUGUGUUCAACAGAAAAAAAGAAAUUCAUACAAAGGAAGCACUAAGAGUAAAUGUUCAUAUUUAAGUGAACUACCCUUUUAAGUCUGAAUUUAAAGACCACAUGAAAAUAUUACGUGUUGAUUAAAGAUGAUGAAUGAAGUUAUUUCAUUGUUUUUAGUCCUGGAGGGCAAAACAUCCACAGAGCUGUCACUAUAUCAUCUAGCCUUACAGUAUAUACACUAAUUUAAACACUCAUUUUACUUAUUUAUAAUGAGCUGAAACUACGCAUUUCUUGAGUUUUUUGGGGGACAAAUUAUUUUAUGUUCAAUCCACUUAAAUUUGUAAAAACUAGUAAGUUAACUUAUUUCCUUCAUGUUGUCCCAACACAGAUCGCUUGUGUGGAACCCAGCAUUUUUUACAGAUUAUUUAGAUCAUCUCUUAGAAAAAGAAAUACAAGAAUAGCAACUGAUUAUUCCAAAACAAUGUGAAAAAAUGAGUGUGGCCAAACAAAAAAAAAAAAGAUUAAGGAUCACAAUUAAAAUGCAACACUUUAAAGGGGACCUAUUAUGCAAAAAUCACUCUUUUAAGGGGUUUAAACACAGUUGUGUGGCUGCAGUGUGUGAAAAUAACUAGCCUCGAAUGGUAAAAAUUAAUUAAUUCUAUUUUUUAUAAUCACACUUGAUAAAAACAGUCUGCAGAAACACGUUGUAAUUCUCCCGCUAUACGUGUCAUCGG